AUCUACGGCACGCGAAUCAGCUCAGACCUUGCCAAGUCGUCUACUGAUGCGAAGACCUUCCCCGACUGCUGCACGGAUUGCGCCAACACCGCCGCCUGCCACUAUUUCCAGUUCUACACCCCUGACUCCAUCUCUUCCGCCCCUGGCGGGCAGAAGCAGUGCUUCCUGCUCUCCGAGGCACCGGCUGGCCUGGCGAUUAGCGGGCCUCUCAGCUA
Closterium sp. Naga37s-1 is the source of this 215-nucleotide messenger RNA. The record is from the annotation of a GenBank genome assembly. NCBI's taxonomy places the organism in Eukaryota, Viridiplantae, Streptophyta, Zygnematophyceae, Desmidiales, Closteriaceae.